Molecule: messenger RNA, 582 nt
Organism: Didymella exigua CBS 183.55
Lineage: Eukaryota; Fungi; Ascomycota; Dothideomycetes; Pleosporales; Didymellaceae
Exons: 1
Coding region: 1-582 (193 amino acids)
Source: RefSeq, a predicted model, not a curated record
AUGUCUGAGGCCUUUGAUCACGCCCUCAACGCAACUCCAGCACUUGAACCCAUCUACAAGGCCAAGCGUCCUAACGAUCUCGAAGGGGACUUUUCUGCGCUACAUCUCCUGCUCCACAGCUUGCCCAAAAUGCGAACGGAGGUCUCUCACGCUUGGGCGGGAUACAAGGAGGGCGGAUACGACCUGAUCGCCGCUUCCAUUACGACGAACACCGCCGUGGAUCUGUCACACUCAGUGGUGGAAGGUUUAAAAAUUGCCUCUGCCAAACACGGCGGUGCGAGCAGGAUGCUGCAGAUCUUUCACGCUUCUCAAUGUGUUGCUUCUGGCACUUCGGAGGCACACAAGCAGCGACCAGCGGACGACAUGAACUUUGCGAUGUUCAAGGUUGCCGACGCCCUGAUGUGGCCAGCCUAUUUAAUUCCUGACGCAUUCUCUGGGAUGCACAAGGUCAACCCGCACGCCGAGACGAAAACUGGCUUCUAUGGAACGUACAGCCCGUCGUCGAAUCGAGACAGAAAGAGCGACAAUGACAAAUUCAUGGAAGACAAGAUCCUGCUCCUCGAAAUCCUGCCCGAAUUCUAG